Molecule: messenger RNA, 1017 nt
Organism: Poecilia latipinna (sailfin molly)
Lineage: Eukaryota; Metazoa; Chordata; Actinopteri; Cyprinodontiformes; Poeciliidae
Product: macrophage mannose receptor 1-like
Exons: 4
Coding region: 272-967 (231 amino acids)
Source: RefSeq, a predicted model, not a curated record
UUCAUGUGAUGGAGGUUUCUGAUUGGUUUUAUUUAAGGUGGGAGGGGCUAACUGCUCACAGGAACUCAACCAGAAGCAGGAAAUCAGACACAUAAGCUAGAAAAUGACAGCAGAGUCACAUUGAGGCUUCUGGCAGAAACAAGAGCUCAAAGCAAAACGGCACCAAUAAAAACACACUAAAUGUCUGGAGGAGGAAUUUACUGUGUCCUCUGAAUGUUUCCAGCUGGCCUGGAUCGGACUGCAUGAAGACGUGAACAGCUGGAGGUGGUCCAUGUCAGACCAGUAUCGGAACCAGUUCAGGAACUGGGCAGCUGGAGAACCCAACAAUAGGUUUGGCAGAGAAAGCUGUGGUGCAUUUAGUGCUGAUGGGUCCUGGUACGAUGCGUCCUGCUCUCAAACCUUAGACACGGUUUGCUUCAGUGUCAGCGGAACAAAUCCUACAUUUUACUACAGCAGCACCAAACAGAGCUGGACUGAAGCUCAGAGCUUCUGCAGACAACAUUACACAGACCUGGCCAGCGCGAGACAUCUGGCUGACAACGAGGCCGUCCAGGGUUUGGUCCAGAGAGCGGCCUGGAUGGGUCUGUACCGAGACUCCUGGAAGUGGGCGGAUGGAGGGAACUCCUCGUUCAGGAACUGGAACCGAGACGAACCCAGUAACAACGGGAAGGAGGAAUGUGCUGCUGCUAACUUUGGGAACGCCGGGAAAUGGGAGGGCUGGAGCUGCAGCAAGAAGAAAGCCUUCGUUUGUUACGCUGCGGUCCAGUCAAAGCAUCUGGUGAAACUGCAGCUGGCGUUUCCAUCGUCUGUGACUGAGGAUGACUCUGCCAUGAUGGAGGAACUUCUCAUCAAGCUGAAACAGAAGCUGAAGGACGAUGGAGUGAAAGGAAACGUCAAAGUGAGCUGGAGGAAACGACCAGACAGGAAAAUCCUCCACAAACCAGAGAAGAAGAAAGAUGAACUUUAAAUACUGGAUCAUUACAUUAUGGUGGUUUAAAGUUAAUGUUUUAUAUUUAG